AGAGAGGGUAUCGGAGAGACGGAGUCUGAGACAAGAGACAAGAGCCAAGCAGCGGUGGGGCCAGCAGCAGAGCAGAGCAGCAAAAAAGGGUGCACAGUGGCCUAAUUCCUAAUCUCGUAAUGGAUGAAAUGGACAAAAGGGCCCGUCUUUGUACCUUGGUCUGUUUUGGUACGAGCCUCUACGUGAUUGGCCUCGCUGCCAUCGAAAUUGCAGUGGGUCAGGGUCUGUGCUCCCGCAUUUUGACCCGUCUGAGUGCCAGACUCGAGCCGUCACCGCCUGCCUUUGGCAAUCGACGGAUCGAGGUCACUGAAAUUUUGGUCUUUUUUGGCGUCCGAUCCGAAGGAGCUUUUCCUCCACACUAGGGAGGGAGUCUAUGCUGCAGCAUUAGUCCGAGCUGCAUUCCCCGUGUCUCUUGUGGACCGCCCCAGCAGGCAAGCCCAGCCAAAGGGCAUGGGACAAGGAGAGGGCUUCACAGUGAGCUGAACCUUGAACGAGAUUUAGGGGACAAGACACGGCAGUACGGGAAAGGACACGAACACUGACUGGCUCGAAUCGCCAUCGUCGACUGCGAUGGAGCUCUUUCGCGACCCAUUCAACCACUCGUCCACUGUCAAUGUCCAAUCGUGCCCGCUGGAACAUUGUCACCUCUGCAGCAGAUGGCAGAUGUCAAGCACUGCCUGUCGGGCCUUGCAGGGUCUGAUGCUUUGAAUUCUUCUAUGCUCGAAUCCGGCGCAGCAGUGCCGACCCCCACACCUCCACCCACAGUUACCAAUUCUAGGAACAGCAAACAAGUAUCGAUCAGCUGAAAGAUAGUAAAUCCAAAACUUCAAUGAAUUUCUUCAAUGAAGUCUUGCUCCUUGGUCCAGAUCUCAACCCCUCCAUCCGACACGCAUUUGCGGCAAGCCUGGUCUUCUGAUCUUUUCCUGCACAGUAAGAUGUGGCUCCUCAGAUGCAAGGUCUGGCACCAUCCUGGACCUGGGAGUGAGAUGGGAUGGAUGCAGGCUGGUCUGUAGAUCACAGCAAGAUAAGAGGAGCUGCUGGUAGAGUCCGAUGGAUGGAAGAACGGACUGUUCAGGAGGUAGAAUCAAGGAUACUGGAAAUGUUUUCGAAUCUUGAGGGAGGUGGCAUCAGGCAGGCAUAGCUCCUACAGGCUCAUCGCAGUGUGACAAAGGAAGAUUCCUGCACUGUGCGAUGAUUGAGUGAAUGAGCACCUAGGCUUGUCAUGUAGCGGCCCAAAGGGUGUCCAUGAAAGGAUUUGGCUGUAGCAGUGGCACUAUGCAUGGGCGGAUUCGUAUACUGCUGUGUUUGUUUGUUUGUGAGUGUGUGGGUGGAUGGAUGGUGGGAGGAGUGACUUUAGGCGACUGGCGGCACAGACAGAUUGGAUCCGGUUGUUCUGAAGAGAGUGUAUCAUAUUUGUGAGCAGCCUCGUUUCUCCGAGACAGUCCUCACGUACUUCAUUGUUGCUUAAGGUUCCAUGUCCACGUACCUCCUCCUCCUCCUCGUCUUGGAACUUCUGUCCAUUGAUACGCGUGGUGCAUUCGGCAGAGUCUCCUGACCCAUAGUGCUACUUCUGUGCACUUGCUGCCUCUCAUCUCGUCGUCUUACAACGUUGGCCGGCUGAUUGUAAGCUCCCUUGCCGGCCAGGAUCCGGUACACGUGCUCUUGCCACUCCUCUCAUGUCUGCUCGCUUCCUAUAUCUAGCUCCCCCUCCCAUUUUCUCUUCCUAUGGGGUGUGGUGUCAACGACAGCAGCAGCGCCAGUAGCACUUUGCGCCGAGCAGGUGCCUGAUCAGAGCAAGAACCGCACUGCAUGGCACAUCGGAAACUGCACUACACUGACAGGAUGUGGACCGUACGAGGCACAGAUCUCGAUGCAAAUUUGAAUCAUGACGGAUACGAUCCGACAGUGAGUCCAACAACACCUUUACAAUUCGGCAGUCCUGCAUCCAACAAGCGACUCGGGGUCUACCCUCGAAGCCAGUCGAUGAAUGGACGAAUACAGAAAUCCAACUUCUUUCGGAGUCAGUCAUUCAACGGUGGAGCCAAAGGUGUUAAAGCAACGUACCGUGGUCACCACUCGGAUAGGCCUCAAACUCAACUGCUCAACUACAUGAAUUCUAGUGGCAUGGAUCAACAGAAGGUGGUUCUGAUGCUCGAGAAACUCAGAGAGAUGUAUGCCGCAAGUAGGGAUCAGCAAUUGCAGCAGCUGCAGCAGCAGCAACAACAGCAACUAGCUUCUGAUCACAGCAGCCAAGUGAAAUGCUCCCCUCCUCGCACACCCUUGCGCAUGGACGAUCCACCCGUGGAAGCCUCAACAAUAGCCUUGCUUCAGCAGAAGUUUGCUCAGUUGGAGAGGUAUAAAGAAUCUGUCCAUGGUCAGAAUAUCCAGCUCUACCCGUUGAGUCAGAAUCCUGAGAGUACUCAACACCAGCAAGCAGCACCUCCCUCCAACACCCGCAGUGGCUUCUACUAUCCAGUGGACGAUACAUUAGCAGCUGCAGCACAGCAACAGGUUUUUUUAUCCCUGUCCAGAUCGACCGCGGCCAAGUCUACAGGAAUUGCGGAUGAGUCGUGGGAGUUCUCAGAUGCUUAUCCGAAGCAACAGGCUGAUAGUGUUCCGUCCGGGCCCAAAGAUGCCCCGAACUCUCCCUGCUGGUCCAGAGACACCAGCAGGCCUACUGCUUCUAACAAUUGCAAAUUUGCUGCAGCUGAUAACAUGAACGCUUUGCUCCACUACAUGCUGCUACAGCAACAACAGCCGCCCCAGCCACCGUCCAUGACUAGGGCCAACUGUAACAGCGUUCACCAGCAGAACCUCACAGCGUUCCAGAAGAUGGACCUGUCCGGAGCUAUGAUGUCAGGACCAGGUGCAGGAAGGGAGCCCAUGUUUUCUUCCGCUCGAGACUCGACAUCACCUGAGCUUGGGCUUGAUUUCGGUGGCUUCAAGGAACCUGUCAUGACCAACAACACCAACAACGUAAAUAGUAGCAGCGGCAGUAGUGGCAACUUUCUCUUCUCUACCAGCAGUCCUCUGCACAUAGCUGCAACGAGAGCGACAGCAGCCAAGCAGCUCCCAGAGGGCUGGGGCGAUGGGCUCAGUCUGCUGACGCGCACACCGACUUCGUCACCUGCUUCUUCUGGUGGCUGGGGGAGUGAGGCUUCCGAUGCAUGGCGCAGCAGCAGCAGUAGCAGCAGUGAGUCCAUUCAUGAACGCGAACUUUACACCGAUCCUAUUGAUACUUCUCUUCACUUAUGAGUUCCCAUAUCACGGAUGGAUGGAUACCUGUUGUAUAUUUAGCUUCGAAUGUUGCUCCCAGCCUUCUUGUACUAUACUAUUCUUCUCCAUCUCCAGGCGGGAUAUAACUGAACUGAACUGGACUGGACUCAAAUCUUACACUUUUUGGAUUAAGGCGAGCUUGUUGCAGUAAUAUUUUUCUAUCUCCUUGGUCUUGACAUGCCGAUGCUGACAAAGAAGAAUCCCUCACGUACCAGCCUCGGGUUGUACUUUUCUAGAGAUGUUCUCUUUCCUCGCCGAAGAGGAGCAGUUGUAGGAGUACGAGUUUGACAACUCGUUGAUGAACUCAUCACUUCGUAGCCCAUGUCCUCAAGAGGAUGUGAUGCAUCGAUCCAUUUUUGACUUCAGCGAGCUUCGCAUGACAACCGUGCAAGCAUACAUAGUUGUGAGUGAGUUGAGACCCUUAUGAUCAGAUGGGCCUCCAAAUUCUGUAUCAUAGACAACUGUGAAGCAAGAUCGUUAAGUGAACAUGUUUCAGCAACCGAUCCGUUCCUCCCGGAUCGGUUAACUUCUUGUCAUCAUGGCGACAGUGGUCAGCUGAAUCUCUGACUCUGCCCGUCCGUGUCGAACACUUUAGAAGACACUUCCUGUCCGGUGACCAGAAACAUAAGCUGUGUCGACUUCGAUUUCGACUUCGACUUCCUGUAACGCAUAUAAAUUUUAUUUUCCUGUAAAAUGCUGAUCCCUCAACUGCACCGAGUAGCUGCUUCCCCAUCACCAGAGCUGGUAGAUGAUCAUCUUCGUUCAUUUUCUUCACUCAGUCUUGACGAUCCGAAAGCUUCUGUUUGGAAAUAGGUAUAGUACCCAGAUGUAAUAUUCUUGGAACGGGUGACAAAGGCUUGUCCUUCAAAUUUGUACAUAGCAAUCAGCUUACCUCAGCUGGAAGUGAAUUCACAUCGAAGCUCUGCCAGGGUGGACGAGAAAGUGCCAGUAUUGAAUACAGAAGAGUAUCGCAUUGGCGGAUUUGAUGCCAUCAUUAGGAAUCCUUUUUCUUUUUCUGUAAUUUUCAGAUCAUGAUCAUCGUAGUUCGGCUGGUCUGUAUGUAUCUGCCACCUUCUGAGAGGGAUUCGCCGGAGCCAGAUACUGGGACGUUGACCAAGUGUACUAUGUGAAAGUAAUAUAAGAGUUG
Marchantia polymorpha subsp. ruderalis is the source of this 4423-nucleotide messenger RNA. The record is from the annotation of a GenBank genome assembly. NCBI's taxonomy places the organism in Eukaryota, Viridiplantae, Streptophyta, Marchantiopsida, Marchantiales, Marchantiaceae.